AUGUUUGGCUUGGUGUUGGACUGUCAUGUCGAGGCAGAGGCUGGAGCUAUCCAUGACAGCGAGUCGAUAGAGUCAUCAAACAGCGGGCAUCUCGAAGGAAUCGGCGAGAUCGAAUAUCGAACUGGAGAGGUGGAGGAAGAUGUGGUAUUUGUCAAUGUUUCUCGCAACAUGAAUGUGUCUGCCGGGGCAGUCGUUGCCGGUCUGUCAAUUGCUUAUCGUUAUCAACGACAGUCCAACGCUGCCUGCCUGGCGGCCCGUCAGCCUGCUGUCUGGCCCCACUACGGAUUGCCUGUCGCACUCAGCUCCCGUCAGUUCUGGAAUUCCAAAUUUCCAAUCGAUGAUGCCUGUGACCUUUGCAAAAAACAACAACAACAACAAAACACAAAUGCUUACACUUCAGUCAACAUCACGUUCAACGAUCCUUCGGACGGGCCAGCGGGAAUCGCCAAUUCGUCGAAUCGCCAUCAGCCAUGGAACCUACUCUACAGAGAAAAUGUGUCGGUGACUUCUCUGUUCAGUUGUUCUUGUCAUCGACCCCUCCAAGGUGGUGACUGCAGUGGACAAGUUUCCCAGAUUGCGCGGUGCGGGGUCUUUGAGCAUCCAACAUCACCACCACAACAUGAGCCAUCACCACCAUUCUGGCAGGCACAUUAUACACUCUUCACAUGCCCCGCGAUUGCUGGACGUACCAGGGGCACCAAUGGCUGAAGCAUCAGGUCCAGUACCAUUUCGCCAUGUCAAACAAAACCCAGUCACGACAUGAACUCACAAGCGUGGUGUCGUCUGAUGGAUGCCCGGGAUUGGUCCAAAUCCAUGUUGCAAGCCAACUGGAUCUCGGUCAUUCAUGCAGACAAGUUUCUCGAUCGAAAUCUGCACUGCAACCAACCACGCUUCAACCUUCUUUUACCGUCUUGAUAGCAGCAGCACAGAAUUCCAAUUCCUUAUUCUUGUUGUACCUGACAUUCCACAUUUGGUGUGACAGGCAUACCCGACCUGCCCUGUCUGUACCUGUACCACGCAUGUCUGUGUCCGUGUUAUCCCCAUCCAGACAUGUCCCCCAUCCCACCAAAGUCACAUCUAGACGGGUGGUAUCCAACGGCAUCCCAUCUCCAAGUGGUACAAUGUGAUAGUAAACCAGGCCUUGUGGAUCAUGUAUCCUCCGGAU
Molecule: messenger RNA, 1165 nt
Organism: Neurospora hispaniola
Lineage: Eukaryota; Fungi; Ascomycota; Sordariomycetes; Sordariales; Sordariaceae
Exons: 3
Coding region: 1-708 (235 amino acids)
Source: RefSeq, a predicted model, not a curated record